AUGGCUGUUUCGGCUAUCACUGGAGCGAGGCUAACCCUAGGGAUGCCUCUUUCCUCUCCCGCACUAACACGCAGAACAACUUCUCCUUCGCUCGUUAUGGCCGUCUCCAUUGACCACAAGGUCGACAACAAACUCACUCUUACCAAGUCCGAGGAGGCUUUCGCUGCUGCCAAGGAGCUGUUGCCUGGAGGUGUGAACUCCCCAGUCCGUGCCUUCAAAUCGGUAGGUGGUCAACCAAUUGUGAUUGAUUCAGUUAAAGGGUCUCGCAUGUGGGACAUCGAUGGAAAUGAAUACAUUGACUACGUCGGUUCUUGGGGUCCUGCCAUUAUUGGACACGCUGAUGAUCAGGUGCUUGCAGCUCUGGGUGAAACCAUGAAAAAAGGAACCAGCUUUGGUGCACCCUGUUUGUUGGAAAACACUUUGGCUGAGCUGGUUAUCGAUGCCGUCCCUAGCAUUGAAAUGGUUCGGUUUGUCAAUUCAGGCACGGAAGCUUGUAUGGGUGCGCUCCGUCUUGCACGUGCUUAUACAGGACAAGAGAAGAUCAUCAAGUUUGAGGGGUGUUAUCAUGGCCAUGCAGAUCCUUUUCUUGUUAAGGCUGGCAGUGGAGUUGCCACCUUAGGACUUCCUGAUUCCCCUGGUGUCCCCAAAGCUGCCACGUAUGAGACCCUUACAGCCCCCUACAAUGACAUCUUGGCCGUUGAGAAGCUCUUUGAGAAUAACAAAGGAGAAAUUGCCGCUGUUUUCCUGGAACCUGUUGUUGGAAACGCUGGUUUCAUUGUUCCUACACCUGAAUUUCUUAAUUUCUUGCGCAAAAUCACCAAAGAGAACAAUACCCUUCUUGUGUUUGAUGAAGUUAUGACCGGAUUUCGAUUGUCAUAUGGAGGUGCUCAAGAGUAUUUUGGUAUAACUCCUGAUUUAACAACUCUUGGAAAGAUUAUUGGUGGAGGUUUGCCCGUGGGCGCUUAUGGUGGGAGGAGGGAUAUCAUGGAGAUGGUGGCACCAGCUGGCCCAAUGUACCAGGCUGGGACCUUGAGUGGGAACCCUUUGGCCAUGACUGCAGGCAUACAUACCCUGCAGCGUAUUAAGGAGCCAGGAACUUACGAGUACUUGGACAAAGUCACAGGUGAGCUUAUUCAGGGCAUAAUUGAAGCUGGGAAGAGGGCAGGCCAUGCAAUAUGUGGUGGGCAUAUAAGUGGGAUGUUUGGUUUUUUCUUCACAGAAGGACCUGUGUAUAAUUUUGCAGAUGCCAAGAAGAGUGACACUGCCAAAUUUGCUAGGUUCUUUUGGGGAAUGCUGGCAGAAGGUGUCUAUUUGGCACCAUCCCAGUUUGAGGCUGGCUUCACCAGCUUGGCACAUACAUCUGAUGACAUUAAAAAGACAAUAGCCGCUGCUGAAAAAGUUUUCAGAGAGAUUUGAAUGAUAAAUUUUGUUUCGUUGAAAAAUUUAGAGAAUGAAUUUUGUAGGUCACUUUAGAUUAUUGUUAUGGCAAUUGUUUUCGUUUGUAUCUGUAUUAUUUUCCAGUCCUGUAUCUACCCAGUGUAUUAUCUUGAGCUGUAAGUCACUUGAAUUUGAAGCUUGUAAGCAUUCGAAUUCAUUGUUUAACUCCUAAUUCUGGUGCCAUGUUUUAUGUUGUUUUAGGCGUGUAUUUUGGCUAUGCAUUACAUAUCAGGAUA
Molecule: messenger RNA, 1673 nt
Organism: Vigna radiata var. radiata (mung bean)
Lineage: Eukaryota; Viridiplantae; Streptophyta; Magnoliopsida; Fabales; Fabaceae
Product: glutamate-1-semialdehyde 2,1-aminomutase, chloroplastic
Exons: 3
Coding region: 1-1416 (471 amino acids)
Biological process (GO): tetrapyrrole biosynthetic process
Cellular component (GO): chloroplast
Molecular function (GO): transaminase activity; pyridoxal phosphate binding; glutamate-1-semialdehyde 2,1-aminomutase activity
Source: RefSeq, a predicted model, not a curated record